AUUACAGCUGGAAGGUCUUGGUGUUUCCCUCUAUCUCAGCAGAAGGAGAUCUGUGAUUUCUGUUCUAGAAGGAAAAGCAGCCAAGGACUCCGGAGAAAUAGCUUGCAACCCCACGGACAGACCCAAUCAGACUAAACCGAAUCGCAGAGCGGAACAGGUGAGGGUCUCCCAGCGGCCUCAGUUUGCCAACCAAGAAAUGAGGUGUGGGAAGAGGGCGCGCUCUCAAAAAGGGGGGGAAACAUCUUAAUUCAAAAUAAGGCAAUUGCACCCAGGUUCGCCACAAGCAAGUUUUUCCCGGUGGGGAAUCAGCACUCCCCUUCGCGGUUUGGAGCACGUAAGCGUGGGGGAGGGGAGGAGAGGGCGAGCGUCCCCGCCGGGCCGCAGCCAACUUUGGCUCCCUCCCUUCGCCGCGGGCCACCACUCCUUGGCAAAGGUCACCGGCCGUGGCUCGCAGGGAGCCUUCUCAGCCUGAUCCCACACCAUCACGGCUAGCCGCCGCGUUCGGCCCGAGUGCGUACAAAGCAAAGGCCGCAGACGUCAGCGAACCUCGCUUCGAGACCCUUCGGCGGCUCCCGUGACUACCGCGGGCCGGGGCCAACCCCGCCCUCGGGCCCGUCUGCAACCGACCAAUUAGUGCCCUAUGGAGGCGGGACCGGCGGCGUGAGGCCCCGCCCCAGCCCCGCCACCUCUAAUAAACGCGGCGGUGCGCGCCCCACCGCAAAGAGCUGCAGCUCCAGCAGGGGGAAGAUAAUGCAAAGUGUCAUGUUCCUGGCUGUCCAGCACGACUGCGGAUCCAUGGACAAGAGCUCCGGCAACAGCCCCAAGAGCGAGGAGAAGCGGGAAAAAAUGAAGCGGACCCUAUUAAAAGAUUGGAAGACCCGUUUGAGCUACUUCUUGCAAAAUUCAUCCUCUCCUGGGAAGCCCAAAAAUGGCAAGAAAAGCAAACAGCAAACCUUCAUCAAGCCUUCUCCUGAGGAAGCACAGCUGUGGUCAGAAGCAUUUGAUGAGCUGCUAGCCAGUAAAUAUGGUCUUGCUGCAUUCAGGGCUUUUUUAAAAUCUGAGUUUUGUGAAGAAAAUAUUGAAUUCUGGCUGGCCUGUGAAGACUUCAAAAAAACCAAGUCACCCCAAAAACUGUCCUCCAAAGCAAGAAAAAUAUAUACUGAUUUCAUAGAAAAAGAAGCUCCAAAAGAGAUAAACAUAGACUUUCAAACCAAAACUCUGAUUGCCCAAAAUAUACAAGAAGUUACAAGCGGCUGCUUUACAACUGCCCAGAAAAGGGUCUACAGCUUGAUGGAGAACAACUCUUAUCCCCGUUUCUUGGAGUCAGAAUUCUACCAGGACUUGUGUAAAAAGCCACAGAUCGCCACAGAGCCCCAUGCCACAUGAGAUGAGAAAGGGAGCCCAAAAGUGGAGGACAUUUCAUUUUUUGCCUAAGGGGAAAGGCUGUGACCUGCCAAAAAGACUGACCUUAAACUUAGCCUGGGUGUUCAGGAAACAUCACUCAGAACUACUGAUUCAGAGUUAUUGAAUCAGGAAGCUGGUAACUGUCUAGGAGAAGCUUGUAUUGGGACAGCUUCCGUAGCUGUGUCCAGAACACAGGGAAAAAGUGGUCUGCAUGUGAUGGGUCUCACACUGGGAAGGCAGGAAUGUGAGACCCCAAGGUAUGAUGUGAUACUGUUGGUCCAAAAACAUUUAAAAAAUCAAGAGGUCUGGGAUUAUUUGGCCUUAGCUAGCUGGCUGUGUAUCUUUCCCUAAAUCAGUCCAUGUUACCACAUAGUGGUUUUAGUUUUAGUUAUUUAGGAAUAAGUAAUAUUAAAAUGUUUACUGUGUGCAAGGGUGUUGAAGUUCUUAGGACUACAGAUCAUCAGUACUGUUGUCUCAUGUAACACUAAAACUGAAACGGUCUGUGUUUGAAUUGUUAAGUGGUGUAAUAGAAUGAGUGCUGUCGUGUAGGAAACUACAUUGUCCAUGAUGAGUGCCAAAAACUGUCCUGAAGGCAGCUAAACUUUGACGUGGUCUUUGAAUACUUUUAAUAAAUUUAUUUUGAUAAAUAAUGUUGAA
Molecule: messenger RNA, 2061 nt
Organism: Zalophus californianus (California sea lion)
Lineage: Eukaryota; Metazoa; Chordata; Mammalia; Carnivora; Otariidae
Gene: RGS2
Product: regulator of G protein signaling 2
Exons: 6
Coding region: 751-1386 (211 amino acids)
Source: RefSeq, a predicted model, not a curated record